GGUGACAACACUACCGGUACAUCUAUUUCUGAUUUGAAUGUAAGCAGCGCCACGGCUAGGGGCAUGGCCCUGAGGAGCAGGGACUCGGGCAUCAUACUGGAUGCACAAUCAUCCCAGCAAGAGAGGCAUGUUGCUGAUGUGAAUGCAACCAGGAACAAGGCCUUGAGGAGCAGAAAAUCAGCAGCUCCGCAGGGCAUCGUAUCUGGGCAGUCACAUGUAGUGGGUACAGAGCCUGAACGUACAUUGUCAGAAGAUUAUUCACCAGAGCAGCAUUCAGGAUCCCCGUCUGAUCCAGGCAUACAAUCAAAGUGAUCACUUCUGCUGCUACUCUACUCUUCUCCUUUCCUCCAUUUUAAUUCCAAUUCUCCUCAAGCUAUUAUCAACCAGACUUUUUCAUUUUCCAUGUAAGCUUUCUUGGUUUAUCUUCAUCUGCAUGUGUAAGUAUGAAUAUCAUAUGUAUUGUUUGUCUGUAUUCUGAUUUUCACUGUUCCUUGAGCCGAGGGUAUAUCGGAAACAACCUCUCUAUCUUCACAAAUUAGGGGUAAGGUAUGCAUUCACAUUACCCUGCCGAUACCCCAUAGUGGGAUUACACUGGGUUUGUCGUUAUUGUUGUUGUUGUUGUUGUGUGUCUGUAUAUGCAUAAUUUUGUCAUUUUUUUCUCCAUCAUCUUUGAAUUCUCUUUCUUUGUUGGAGUAGUUUCUGUUAGCCAAGAUUUAUUUUUUUAUGUUCAGAAUGAGCUGAAUUGUCCUAAAAUACCACAGUUAGAAUGCUGCAAAAGAAGGUUGAAGAAAUUGAUUCUUUUUCUUUGUUAACAGUAGGUAUCAAGAGUAAUGAAAGUGAGGAGUGAUCAGAUUGUUUUUCAAUUAUUAGGUCUUAAUAAUUUGGUGAACGAUAGAAAAUAUAAAUCCAAUAAUGGCUAUCCAUCUGUUGUAGUUCUCUCAAGUAAAUUAUUACUUAACUGUAGAAUUCUUGUUAUUUUGGUUCUGCCUAACCAUAAUUGAAUUUUGUCAGUUUGCUUCCAAAUGGAAAAUUCUGGAGCAAGCACUUUCAAUUAUACUCCUGUUGGUUUAGAUGCAUUUUCAGAAGAAGAAUACUAUUCUCAGUCUACAUUACUCAAAGAGUUCACUGAAAUCCCAACAAUUGAGAAGGCGUGGACUUUAAAAUCUAACACUGGAGGCUCACAGGUUAUGUUCUCAAUUAGCCAACCUAAUCUCCUGGAAAACAAGAAAAGGAGAUAUGUAUCAUAUAGUCACAUUGCCAAAGAAAGAGAUGAUUCUGUACAAUUUCAUUGGGCUGCUUUCCCCAUUGAGAUGGGGACAGCAUCUUUGAUAGUUCCCUCUCCAUCAGGUUCAAAACUUCUUGUUGUUCGAAAUUCUGAAAAUGAUUCUCCUGCUUGCUUCGAGAUUUGGAGUUCAUCUCAGGUGGAAAGGGAGUUUCAUGUUCCUUCAUCUAUGCAUGGAUCUGUGUAUUCAGAUGGAUGGUUCGAGGGAAUUUCCUGGAAUUCUGAUGAAACUUUGAUUGCUUAUGUUGCCGAGGAGCCUGUUUUUGCAAAACCGACAUUUACAUGUCAUGGCGACAAGAAAGGGAAUUGUCCAGAUAAAGAUUGUAAUAGCUGGAAAGGUCAAGGGGAUUGGGAAGAGGGUUGGGGCGAAGCAUAUGCGGGGAAAAGACUACCUAAGCUUUUCGUAAUCAACAUUAACAGUGGAGAGGUACGCGCUGUAGAUGGUAUUGAGAAGUCAGUGAGUAUUGGGCAAGUUAUUUGGGCUCCAUCGAUGAAGGACUCACUACAAUAUCUAGUGUUCGUAGGAUGGCCAUCGGGGACGAGAAAGUUUGGUAUCAAAUACUGCACUAAUAGGCCAUGUUCUUUGUAUGCUGUUAGAGCUCCUUCUUUUAGAUCAGAACCAGAACAAUCUGCAACGAAUGCAAACCUAUUGGCGGUUGUGCUGACAGAAAGCAUAAGUAGUGCGUUCUUCCCUCGUUUUAGCCCAGAUGGAAAGUUCCUGGUGUUUUUAUCUUCAAAAAGUGCUGUAGAUUCUGGAGCACAUAAUGUAACAGAUUCACUUCAUAGAAUUGAUUGGUCCAUUGAUGCAGAGCCAUGUCCGCAUAACAAAAUUGUUGAUGUGGUUCCAGUUGUGAUGUGUGCUGAAGAUGGAAGCUUCCCUGGGUUAUACUGUUCUAAUAUUCUUAGUAACCUGUGGCUUUCUGAUGGUCGCACUAUGGUUUUAUCAUCUGCCUGGGGCAGCACCCUAGUUGUACUUGCCGUGGAUGUCUUGAGCGGAGAUGUAUCACGUAUCAGCCCUAGCACAUCAGAGUUUUCAUGGGACGUCCUUACUCUGGAUUGUGACAAUAUAAUUGCAGUAUGUAGCAGUCCAGUUGAUGUUCCUGAAAUCAAGUAUGGUUAUCUUGUCGGGAAUGCUUGCUAUAACACUAAAUGGAAUUGGCUAGAUAUCUCAAGCCCCAUAACCAAAUGCUCCGAAAAGGUGAGUUCUUUGCUGUCAUCCAAGGAGUUCUGUAUAACGCCGAUACCUAUUAGAGAUGUCUCGGAGAACCUUUCAAAAGGUGCAAGCAAACCGUAUGAAGCUAUUUUUGCAUCCUCUAAAUCAAAGAAGCAUGAUGCAUGUGACCCGCUAAUCGUAGUCCUUCAUGGGGGCCCUCACUGUGUUUCAUUGUCAAGCUUCUCAAAAUCUUCAGCUUUCCUUUGCUCGCUUGGAUUUAGCUUGCUUCUUGUAAGCUACAGAGGUUCCUUGGGAUUUGGUGAGGAAGCACUGCAAUCUCUUCCAGGGAGAGCGGGUACGCAGGAUGUUAAUGAUGUACUCGCUGCCAUAGACCAUGUCACUAGUAUGGGACUUGCAGAUCCAUCCAAAAUUGCUGCUGUUGGUAUAUCUCAUGGUGGAUUUUUGACGACACACUUGAUAGGCCAGGCACCGGACAAGUUUGCUGCUGCAGCUGCUAGGAACCCAGUGUGCAACCUGGCGCUAAUGGUUGGUACAACUGAUAUGCCUGAUUGGUGCUAUUUUGAGGCAUUUGGAAGUGAAGCAAAAUCAAACUUCACAGCAGCACCUUCAGCUGAACAUCUUGCUCUAUUCUACGACAAGUCCCCCAUUUCACAUGUAUCCAAGGUCAAAGCUCCCACGCUCAUGGUAUUAGGUGCUCAGGACCUUCAUGUGCCCAUUACUGAUGGAUUACAAGUAUUAUGCGCGGCAUUAAAGGAGAACGGAGUAGAAGUUAAGGUGAUGAUGUUUUCUGAUGAUAUACACGAGCUCGAUAGACCAAGAACAGACUUUGAAAGUUUUCUUAACAUUGGAGUGUGGUUUAAGAAGUACUGCUCAUAGAUUGCCAAAUAAAUCAGUGUUUCUGCAACAAGAAUUAAGGACAGUCCAGUGCACAAGGCAUCCCGCGUUCACGCAGAAUUUGGGGAAGAGCCCCACAUCCCAGGGGUAUAAUGUAGACAGUCAACCCUAAUUCAAGCAUUAAUUGUUGCUUAUAAAUAACUUUACCGUUGCUUCCCGCUCCCUUCCUUUCUGCAACAAAAAUGUUUAGAGAUUUACGGCCUGCUCUUCCAAGAAAAUGAAGGUCAUAAUUGACUAAAAUUCAUCAUGAUCAUACUACUAUACUAAAUUGCUUGUAAUUCUCUAUAUAGCACUUUAAAAUAUGUCUCUUAUUGGUCAAAUGCAUAGUUCACUUUUUCA
This is a messenger RNA of Nicotiana tabacum (common tobacco), 3689 nucleotides long. The record is from RefSeq and is a predicted model, not a curated record. Lineage: Eukaryota; Viridiplantae; Streptophyta; Magnoliopsida; Solanales; Solanaceae.